CGCCCCACCACCGCCUUUGCGUCAACCAUCCUCACACAGUCAGUGACACAACACAACAUCAGCCCUCGCAGCAUCCGCAUCUCACGGCCAAGAGGACCAGGAGCAAGCACAUCUUCAUCCAAGCAUCCAUUCCACAACUGCCUGCCGUCGUCUGCGCACCGCCGACAGCAGGCGCGUGUUUAUGCGCUGCUUGAUACACAACUAUAUAUUUUUAAACUCAGCUCGGAUUACGUUCUUUGUUGCAUUCAUAUCCUGCGAGAUGGUUUCGUGUUUUUAUCACGCCUCAUAGGGAAGAAGAGACUCGAUACGCGGAGCAUCACCUCGAUAUCGCAGUUAUUUCCACACUGAGCUGGAGAUUUGCAGCAGUGGCCAUCCUGAGACGCCGACAGGGAGCUGAAAUAGAACAGUCAAGGUGGUUCUAAUCCCCUCAGAGAGCUCGUUACAGGACAAUCCCCUCCAGCGCUUUAGCUGCCCAGCAGCAGCCUGUAGCCUGGGAUUCUCAGCUCCCAGAAACAUCCAGGCUUUGAGACCCUCAGGAUCCCCCCCACCCCACCCCUUCCAAACCUCUUCUGAACCAGUGCGGGUAAAGCCCCUGGAAGCCUCCCUGCAGUCACCAUGGGAACCGUGCUAUCUUUGUCACCUAGCUACAGAAAGUCGGCUCUGUUUGAAGAUGGACCAGCCACCGUGGGCCACUACACAGCUGUCCAGAACAGCAAGAACGCCAAAGACAAGAACCUGAAGCGCCACUCGCUCAUCAACGUGCUCCCCUGGAAGCGGAUCGUAGCGGUGUCAGCAAAGAAGAAAGGCUCCAAGAAGGUGCAGCCCAACGGCACUUACCAGAACAAUGUUACCCACCUGAACAACGAGAACCUGAAGAAGUCGCAGUCAUGCGCCAACCUGUCCACCUUCACCCAGGAUCAGAGCACUCCAGCUCUUACCAAGAACUCCAACACAACAACAUCGUCUGUCAAGAAGGCCCCCCUGACAAACUCCAAUGUGGCCCCUGGCACCCCUAAGAGAGUGAUCGUCCAGGCCUCCACCAGUGAGCUGCUGCGCUGCCUUGGGGACUUUCUGUGCCGACGUUGUUACCGGCUGAAGCACCUGUCACCCACUGACCCAGUGCUGUGGCUGCGCAGUGUUGACCGCUCCCUGCUGCUCCAGGGUUGGCAGGACCAGGGAUUCAUCACCCCUGCCAAUGUGGUCUUUGUCUACAUGCUGUGCCGCGAUGUGGUCUCCUCUGAAGUGGCCACGGAGCACGAGCUGCAAGCCGUGCUGCUCACCUGCCUCUACCUGUCUUACUCCUACAUGGGCAACGAAAUCUCUUACCCGCUCAAGCCCUUCUUGGUUGAGAGCUCCAAGGAGACCUUCUGGGACCGCUGCCUGUCCAUUAUCAACCUGAUGAGCGCCAAGAUGCUGCAGAUCAACUCCGACCCGCACUACUUCACUCAAGUGUUCGCCGACCUGAAGAACGAGAGCCAGAAGGAGGAGGAGAGGAGCCGCCUGCUCAUCGGCCUGGACCGGAGGGUGAGGGCCAUCGCCUGACUGGCUUUCUUCACGGAUGAGCAGGCACCCCCGGCUGCAAACCCUGCCUCUCUGGAAUGCCAACACCCACGUCCUCUCCAUUAAAACAGAUACGACUGGACAUUUUUGUAUGCAUAUCUGGCCAUCUAAGGAAAGGACAGCGGGGGCCAUCAGUGCUGGAUCCAUAUUUUCGUGGGUUUCUGUUUACGGCUCUGCAGCGACCUGAUUGACAAUAAGCACUGCAUUGUGGAACUUUUGAUAAAAAAAAAAGAAAAAAAAAAGACAACAGCCAGUGGACAUGUGGCCAGUCACAAGUGGUCAUGUUGUGUGUGUUCAGAAAGACCUACUUUAUUUUCAUCUAGAAAAAAAUAAAACGAGUUAAUGGAUGUUUUACUCCGAGGCUUGCACCUGUGGAGGCUUAUUUAUUGCUUUUCUGGAACAAGUUUUCUUUGAUUUUUUUUCUCCUUUUUUCUUUUUUUACUUAGAAAAAUGUAACGUUUUUGCAUGUGUGCCAUGCAAUUUUACAGUCUCCAGGAGGGCAGGAGCAGUUCUUCUUUUUACUUGAUUUGUAAACCAACUGCAUCUGCGUUAGAGAAUGCUGUGAACAAAGUGACACUAGUUUAUUUAGCUAUGCUUGCUAAAAUAGGCUAUUUGUUUACCAGGGAAAUUCUUUUUUGUACUUUUCGUCGUUAUAGGUUGUGUUGCAACCAUUUUGGAAUGAUGUUUGAGUUUUUGUGCUUCUGAUUCAGCAUAGAAAAUGUUAAAACAGUGCCAUAUCUUUGAUGAAAAUCCCACAAGACUGAGAAAAUUCUGUGCUGGUUGACCAGCUGUUGAAUGAAGGGUGGAUUUUCAUCACACACUAAUAUAAGGAAACCUAAUUUAUUGCCACUUAUGUAUUAUUUAGGCACAUUUAAUGUAAAUGAGAGACUGCGAUGAGAGACUUUAAGGGAAGGACACGAAGAAAAGGUGAAGGGGGCUUGGUGGUUAAAGCUGGUGUGCUUAUCUUUGGUGGGAAUGAAGAUUGAUCUGGUUUAUGCUAAUGAAUGUUGCAGGGAUUUAUCAGUGGAUAUCUAAUUUAAAAAAAAGCCGUUAGAUCAAAACCAUGCUUAAAUCUGACCAUCACCAAGGUGGCAUCCCAAAGGACACCUUGACUCACGCUGAGCUGUUAGUUAUGAGAAUCACCCCGAGAAUAUCUUUUGUCCUGAGAGACUGACUUGAAUCGGGAGCUAUCCCAACCUGCUGUCCCCCACAUAUCAGUAACAGAAAGCACAAACCAUUUUUACAGUGGAAUAAAUCAAUUAAACCGCAAUGACUCCUGCAUCUCGACUGCAGAAAAGCACAGCUCACCCUUUAGGAUAAUCCAUCAGCAUCGCCUCUGAUGAGAGAGAUGAGGCAAGCUGCAGAAGACUAAUCACAGUUUUAAUCAGAAGUUACAAAGACAUGGAAUAACCAAACAGAAAGCAUGCAGAAUACUUGAGAUAUUCCUCAUUCUUUAACCUAAUGACUUCAAUUACUAGAUGAGCUACAGUAUUUGGUUUUAUAAGCUUCACGUUUGGUGUCUUAAGAGAAAUUGUGUGAACUUCUUUAGCUUGCAGUAUUCUGAAAAUCUGUCUAAAAAGCUGGCAGUGCCAACAGAAAGCUCUGAUCAGAAAGAUCUGCCCCUCCUCCCCCAUCCUCUCUCUCUCUCUCUCAUCACCGCUGUGUUUGUGCGAAUCAGAGAAAAUGAGGAGCUCAGGCAGUCACGACCUGUGGCUUUUUCUGCUGUGGAUGUGGAGUCACACGCUGGCUGAGAAGACGGUUCAUUUAGAGGGAUUUGCUCUGGCACAAUAGAGGGACACGAACUUUGGACGGGCUUCUGCUCUAGCAGAAAAAAGCAGGGCAUUUGGGAUACAGGGCCUCAAAACAGACACCCCUCCCGAAUCUCUUUCUCUUUCUCUCUCUGUCCACAUGCCCACUUGAAAUGUGCCAUGUUUUUUCACUUGCAUCAUUAAGUAGUUGUUUGAAAAAAUACUUUCAAAAGCUUAUAAAAUAUGAAAAAAAACCUCAAGUGAUAGUUAACGAUUUCUGUCAAGUUCUUUUCUGUAUCUCGUUGCGUACUUUGUCGAUAAAAAAAGGUGAUUAAAAUCAAAAAAGUCGAAGGCUGCACGUCUGAGCGAAAUGAAAAAAAAAGUGUGCGUGUGUGUGCGCGCUCUCGUGUGUGUGUGUGAAUGACAGCGUUUUAACUGUACAGAAGAAUGUGUGACAUGUUGUUUUUCUCCAGCCACACUGAUACUAGGACUCGGUUUUUCCCAUGAUGGGCUGAGGAAGGGGCGUUGAUGCUAUUCAGUAAAAAAAAAAACCAAUCUUUUUUUUUUCUGACAAAGACAAAAAAGCUGUUGCUGUAAUUAAAACUUUUUUUUAGUUUGUUUCUGCUUAUUUUAAUUUAUUUUUGUACUGUGAUGGAAAAAAAUAAAAUGCAC
This is a messenger RNA of Pelmatolapia mariae (spotted tilapia), 3980 nucleotides long. RefSeq names its product cyclin dependent kinase 5, regulatory subunit 1b (p35) (gene cdk5r1b). The record is from RefSeq and is a predicted model, not a curated record. NCBI's taxonomy places the organism in Eukaryota, Metazoa, Chordata, Actinopteri, Cichliformes, Cichlidae. The transcript is spliced from 3 exons. Gene Ontology annotation, biological process: axon guidance; brain development. Gene Ontology annotation, molecular function: protein kinase binding; cyclin-dependent protein serine/threonine kinase activator activity. Gene Ontology annotation, cellular component: protein kinase 5 complex; growth cone; cytoplasm. Bases 616 to 1542 code for a protein of 308 amino acids.